AUGCUGCAGGCCCUGCAGGAGUUGGACCUCACAGCCUGCAGCAAGCUGACUGAUACCAGCUUGGCAAAGGUGCUCCAGUUUCCCCAGCUGAGGCAGCUGUCACUGAGCCUGUUGCCAGCACUCACAGACAAGGGCUUGGUGGCUGUGGCCAGGGGCUGCCCUAGCCUGGAGCGCUUGGCACUGAGUCACUGCAGCCUCCUCAGUGAUGAGGGCUGGGCCCAGGCAGCCAGCUCCUGGCCAAGGCUGCAGCACCUCAACCUGUCCAGCUGCAGUCAGCUCACAGAGCAAACACUGGAUACCAUUGGGCAGGCGUGCAAGCAGAUCCAGAUGUUAGAUGUUGCUAUGUGCCCUGGUAUUAGCAUGGCUGCUGUCAGGCGAUUCCAAGUCCAACUGCCCCAGGUGACCUGCAUCCAGUCCCGCUUCGUGGGAGGGGCUGACCUGACCCUAACGCUCUGA
Molossus molossus (Pallas's mastiff bat) is the source of this 456-nucleotide messenger RNA. It is a transcript of the gene LRRC29, whose product is annotated as leucine rich repeat containing 29. Lineage: Eukaryota; Metazoa; Chordata; Mammalia; Chiroptera; Molossidae. The record is from RefSeq and is a predicted model, not a curated record. Gene Ontology annotation, biological process: SCF-dependent proteasomal ubiquitin-dependent protein catabolic process. The coding region runs from base 1 to 456 and encodes 151 amino acids. Gene Ontology annotation, cellular component: SCF ubiquitin ligase complex. The transcript has 3 exons.